UUAAUUCCGGCACUCUACAAGCAUUCCGGCGCGAGUUAGACUUUGGGCCACAUAACGGAAAGGAACCCCGCGUCGCAUAUCGCUCCCUCUGUCGGCUGGCCACUUUCAUACCUAGGGAAAAGGUCUUGAUAUAUAUCCUUCGAGGACCACGUGCUGGAGGCCUGUCUAGUCCUUGACCGCAAUCCCUCAGCUAACCGCUGAGUCGGGUCAUGGAGAUCACGACCAUUCUGAAUAGAAAAGGUUCAGCUGCUGUAGCUGCUGCAGAAGCACAAUUUCAACAACAACUUGCACAAGCCGCCCACUUCGAUUCCCGAACGUCGUCCGACAUGGGUUCAGAACACGGUACCUCCCAAUCUGGAGAUCAUCCAGUGCUGUCCUAUCCCCCAAGCGCUCCUUCGCUCCAUCAGAUGGCGAACAUCACCCAGGGAAUGCGAUAUCCUUCGCCCACACAUCCAAGCAACGGUGUACCGAUGAUGCAAAGUCCCUAUAUGCAUGGAGGUUUCCCUCCGAAUCCUCAGAUGCAGAAUACUGCCCCACCACCUCGAUCAGAACCGGCCCCAAAGACCUUCCACUGUUCGACGUGUAGCAAGGGUUUCGCUCGUCGCAGUGACCUGGCGCGACAUGAGAGAAUCCACACAGGUAUCAGGCCUCACGCUUGUGAAUGGCCCGGUUGUGGGAAGCAGUUUAUCCAGCGCUCUGCGUUGACGGUCCACGCUCGUGUCCACACUGGAGAGAAGCCACAUAUGUGUGAGAGAUGUGGCAAGCCCUUCAGUGAUUCGUCCUCACUCGCGAGACACCGCAGAAUACAUUCCGGCAAGCGGCCAUACAAGUGCCCAUACGCAAACUGCCAGAAGACAUUCACACGGCGCACAACUUUGACGCGGCAUCAGAACCAUCACACGGGGACUAUCGAGGAAGCAGCAGCUGAAACGGAAGCCAACCUAAGGCAGAACAAGGAGAGAUCUGGUCGUUCUGACGGGGUCUACUCCGAGACUGCCUCUGCCCACUCGACGCCUUCCCCUGCUCAGGCAUCAAUGUCACCUGGUAGCGAGUUGCCACCUUUGAAUAUGCACCGUCCAGUCGGCGACUAUUAUAUGCCAAACGGAUCAAUUCCGCCUCACGUCCGCGGGGAUUUCCAGCAGGCGAGCCCUCGGGCAUCUCCGACAGCCACGUCUCCUUCCCUAUCCAGCUUCAGCAGUGCCCCCCACACACGACCAUCCAUGACAUCUCACCCGAGUGGCUACGCUCCUCCUCAGCCUCUUGAGCCUCCGGCCAACAAUGACCACCGGCCCAACAGCGUCAAUGGAAGCCCGCAUAUGACUAGCCUUGGAUGGGCAUCGCCAUCUCACGGUAGCAUGCCUUCUCCUGGCUCCGCAACGGACUACGCCUACCCUGAACCCAGUGGUCCAGCGUACCCGGGUUCCAUGCCCCCUCAUAUGUACUUCCCCAACUCGACGAUCAGACGACCCACCAGCACUGAGCCAGACAACUACGAAAUGAAGCCACGAAUUGGCGAGAAUGCGUGGUCGACACCUGUCUGAUCACACAAAAAUGGGGCAUACGCAUGUUCGUUCUUGCUACACCAGGAACCGAACAAGCGUCUGGGCGCUUGGUUCUGUAAGAAUAUGGCAUUAUCGGUGUUCUCGUGCGUUGGGUUUCUUGUGAUGUGAUUCCCUCGAAGCAAUCGACCUUGAUAUAACUUCGUUCAUCUGUCUGUCAAUUUAGCUUUCAUACACGUGUCGAUAUCUUUAA
This is a messenger RNA of Paecilomyces variotii, 1752 nucleotides long. Its product is annotated as Zn-finger. The record is from RefSeq and is a predicted model, not a curated record. The coding region runs from base 210 to 1541 and encodes 443 amino acids. Lineage: Eukaryota; Fungi; Ascomycota; Eurotiomycetes; Eurotiales; Thermoascaceae. Gene Ontology annotation, biological process: regulation of transcription by RNA polymerase II. Gene Ontology annotation, molecular function: DNA-binding transcription factor activity, RNA polymerase II-specific; RNA polymerase II cis-regulatory region sequence-specific DNA binding. Gene Ontology annotation, cellular component: transcription regulator complex; PcG protein complex. The transcript is spliced from 2 exons.